UGACAGAGCCACGGCCGCAUGCUGCGAUUGUUUACCUUUUGGUACUUCGGGAAAUUCCUUUUGGUUAUUAGGGAAUUUUGUGACCAUGGAGCCGGCUUGCGACGAUUUUCUCGAUAUCGAAGACCUGAUAUCGGCGGACGAUCCUUCGCCGAGGGAGCGCUACAGCAACAAACAGGAUGUGACCGUGCGGGCCAAGCGUACGAAGGUGCGCAGUACGCGUACCACGAAAGACCCACAGCCUGCCGCGGAGAAGCCGGUGCUGGAGAGCGUGAUACCGGAGACUCAGCAAAUCUACAUGAAGACGUGGGGUUGUGCUCACAACACCUCAGAUACUGAGUACAUGGCCGGUCAGCUGGCGCAGUACGGUUACAAUUUAACGAACGACAAAAAGGCCGCCGAUCUGUGGGUGCUCAACAGCUGCACCGUGAAAAACCCCUCCGAAGACACGUUCCGGAAUGAGAUUGAGGCGGCUCACAGAGCGGGCAAGCAUGUGGUGGUCGCUGGCUGUGUACCGCAGGCGGCCCCACGUUCCGACUACCUGCACGGACUGAGUGUGGUCGGCGUGCAGCAGAUCGAUCGUGUGGCUGAGGUGGUCGAGGAAACGCUGAAAGGACACUCGGUGCGGUUGCUGCAGGCGAAGAAGGUGAACGGGCGGAAGGUCGCGGGACCGAAGCUGGCGUUACCGAAGGUUCGCAAAAACCCGCUCAUCGAGGUAAUCCCAAUCAAUUCCGGAUGUCUCAACGCAUGCACCUACUGCAAGACCAAGUUUGCCCGGGCCGAUUUGGUGAGCUAUCCGGUGCAGGAGAUCGUUGAGCGUGCCCAGCAGGUGUUUGAGGACGGUGUGUGCGAGAUAUGGCUUACGUCGGAAGACACCGGGACCUACGGACGGGAUAUCGAUUCCUCGCUGCCAGAGCUACUGUGGAAGCUGGUGGAAGUGAUUCCCGAAGGUUGCAUGAUGCGGCUCGGUAUGACCAAUCCGCCCUACAUUCUGGAACAUCUCGAAGAGAUGGCAAAGGUACUGGCGCAUCCACGUGUCUACAGCUUUCUCCACAUACCGGUGCAAAGCGGAUCGGAUACCAUUCUGGGCGAGAUGAAGCGGGAGUACUGCGUGCAGGAGUUCGAACGUGUUGUCGAUUUUCUACGCGAGAAAGUACCGGGCAUCACGAUUGCGACGGACAUUAUUUGCGGUUUUCCGGGCGAAACUGAGGCCGAUUUCCAGGGAACGGUAGCUCUGUGCAGGAAGUAUGAAUUUCCAAGCCUGUUCAUCAAUCAAUUUUUCCCGCGGCCGGGUACACCGGCAGCCAAAAUGGAACGUGUACCGGCCAACGAGGUAAAGACACGCACGAAACGGUUAACCGAUCUGUUCCACUCGUACGAACCGUACAAAAAGUAUGCUCCGGGCACGAUACAAACGGUGCUCGUGACCGAAAUCUCUCACGAUCGGAAGCACUACGUUGGCCACAACAAGUACUAUGAACAGGUGCUUCUUCCCAUGCACAAUAAUCUUCUCGGCAAGCAGGUUGAGGUGGAAAUAACGGGCUGCACCAAGUUCAGCAUGUUUGGCAAAGUUCUGCAAAGCGAAAAGGAAUGGAAAAACUGUAGCAAACCAACAACCGCUAAUGUUUCGGAAUCGCCGCAAAUCACCGACUCGAAGUAUCGUUCCCUGUUUCCGGUUUUCUUUGUGUCGUGCAUUAUAGCGAUCAUAUGUAAAUACAUUUUUAUGUUAUACGAUUUCUAG
This is a messenger RNA of Anopheles aquasalis, 1738 nucleotides long. RefSeq names its product threonylcarbamoyladenosine tRNA methylthiotransferase. Lineage: Eukaryota; Metazoa; Arthropoda; Insecta; Diptera; Culicidae. Gene Ontology annotation, cellular component: endoplasmic reticulum. Gene Ontology annotation, molecular function: 4 iron, 4 sulfur cluster binding; tRNA (N(6)-L-threonylcarbamoyladenosine(37)-C(2))-methylthiotransferase activity. Gene Ontology annotation, biological process: tRNA methylthiolation. The record is from RefSeq and is a predicted model, not a curated record.